Talaromyces amestolkiae is the source of this 1911-nucleotide messenger RNA. RefSeq lists its product as uncharacterized. Gene Ontology annotation, biological process: cellular response to oxidative stress. Lineage: Eukaryota; Fungi; Ascomycota; Eurotiomycetes; Eurotiales; Trichocomaceae. The transcript is spliced from 5 exons. Bases 1 to 1911 code for a protein of 636 amino acids. The record is from RefSeq and is a predicted model, not a curated record.
AUGGCUCCUAACACUCAGACUCUCAUUGAAGCCGCCAAAAGCAGACGCACAUACUAUAACCUCGGCCGCAACUCCAAGGUCCCGGACUCCGAGAUUGUCGAAUUGGUUAACCAGGCCAUCCUACACAUCCCCAGCUCCUUCAACACACAAUCUACCCGUCUCGUUGUUGCGCUGAACGGCGACCAUGAGAAAGUGUGGGAUAUUGCUGUAGAGGCUUUCCAGCCUCUUGUUGCGUCUGGCGCUGUACCACAGGAGGUUUUUGAUAAGCAGACUAAGCCUAAACUUGAUGCUUUCAAGGCUGCUUACGGAACUAUCCUCUUUUACGAAGACCCCGCUCACAUCAAGCCCUAUGCCGAGAAGUUCCCUGCUUUUGGCGACAAGUUCCCUGAAUGGGCUGAGCACUCCAACGCCAUGCACCAGUGGUUCCUCUGGGCCGGUCUCGAGACCCUCGGCUUCGGCGCCAACCUUCAACAUUACAACCCUCUGAUUGAUGCCAGCUUAGCCAAGACUUUCAACGUUCCUAGCGAGUGGAACCUCAAGGCUCAGCUCGUCUUUGGUUCUAUUGAAUCUCCUGCAGGCGAGAAGCAAUUCAAGCCUGUCGAGGAGCGUGUCAAGGUUUUCGGCGCUCAGUGUGCCAAUCUUGCGUAUGAACCGACCGCGACACAUAACCAUGUCGUCAGGGAAGAGCGCCGCAGAUGUUUCUGGAGCAUCUGUCUGCUGCGACGAUUUCACGGAGAAGAUGUGCACGUCCUCGACUUUGCAAGUCCAGAAAAUCUGGCAAAGUAUCCUAAAGGUACUGGAAUUGCCCCCGACAUUACCAAAACUGCCAAUCCUGGGGUCGAAGUACGAAUCGCCAAAGGGAUGAAAGAUGAAGGCAUUGUAGCAUACUAUCUACAACUAAGCGAGACAUUUUCUCGGACAGCAGGAUACGUCAAACGCCGGGGAAAGUCGAAUGGCUUCUUGCCAUGGUCACCGGAAUCGGAGUACUCCAAAAUAAUAGCCCUACAAAUGGACAGCGAAACACGCGUUCCAUAUAUUCAUCGCUUCAAGUUUUCAGGUAUUCCCGACAGAUCAGUAGAUGACUUGCAGUCUAAUCGUGACUACUGGGGCCCUUGGUUUUUCAAUCAAUUCAUGUACCAUACGAUUCUAUGUCUUCUCAACCAUCCGCUUUUGCUAUCUCUGAGUCUUCGCAAUCAUCGAAGCACUAUUCCAGAAAUCUUCAUACAGCACUCUUCAGACAUGAUAUCGACGCAUACCUCAUGGAUUGUUUACUUUGUGAGGUAUUUUGAGGAAAAGGGAUUUCGCAUAUCCGAUCCAUUCUUGGGAUACUGCGCUGCUGUCGUGGCGACUAUCGAGCUACAGCUCAGCUUUACCGAGGAUGAAGGGAUCCGAAAAGACAAACAGGAACGUUUCGAGAGCUGUCUGAACUUUGUGCAAGAUUUAGGAAAGGAAUGGCCACACAUGGCUAAAAUGGCGGAAAAAUUACAAGCUUUGAAUGGAGCUGUGUCGGCGUCCUAUGUUCCUUACACCCGGACACAAGACAAAAGUCUUGUCAUUGAUUUAUCUCGAUUCUGGGAGAUACUUGAUUAUUCUUCCGGCUUUUCCGACGAGAGGAGCAGCUUGUUCGGAUCAACAUUGUUCUCAGAAAGCGGCAACAAGGCGCACGAGGUUUCCAGCACGACGCCUCUGCCGGAACCGACCAGGAUAAGGGUUUCACGACGAACUUCGCAUAUUCCUGGCAGUAGUGCCGCAGUCCCUCAAGAAAUCGAUCAUACCGUUGAUACCGGGAUGCUUCCCACACAAAUGGAUAUCUACGGAGAUCAGUACUCCAUGCUUGCCGAAAAUUUCUUUGCCCAAGGGCAAGACUUUUUGCGCAAUACGGAAGAUUGGUUUACAACGGGAAAUCUAUGA